AUGUCUGAUACUGGGUCACAACUUGCAGAUCAUGAGGACGGCUGCUACAAUCUUUUCUGUACUAUGCUUAAGAUGUCCCAUGGCCACUCAACCCAGGAAACUUUGGAGAUAAUGAAGGAGUCAGAGAAGCGCUUAGUUGAAGAAUCGGUCAACAGAAGCAAAUCGGUGUCAAGGUCGCCAAGUAAAGAGGAGCAAGAAUCUGAUGAGACAAACUCACGCCAAGAGCCCCAGGUUAUUGUGCCUUUGUGCUGCUACAAUCUUUUCUGUACUAUGCUUAAGAUGUCCCAUGGCCACUCAACCCAGGAAACUUUGGAGAUAAUGAAGGAGUCAGAGAAGCGCUUAGUUGAAGAAUCAGUCAACAGAAGCAAAUCGGUGUCAAGGUCGCCAAGUAAAGAGGAGCAAGAAUCUGAUGAGACAAACUCACGCCAAGAGCCCCAGAGGCGGAAUCCAAGCCAUGGACAUGCUAGGAAGAGAGCCAAGUCAAACUCAAAGUUAAAGCUGGUACGAAGUUUAGCUGUCUGCGAAGAAUCAUCUGGACCUUUUAUGGAUGGUACCUUGGAGUCGCAGGUACCAACUCUG
Messenger RNA from Bombina bombina (fire-bellied toad), 579 nucleotides. RefSeq names its product R3H domain-containing protein 2-like. Lineage: Eukaryota; Metazoa; Chordata; Amphibia; Anura; Bombinatoridae. The record is from RefSeq and is a predicted model, not a curated record. The transcript is spliced from 5 exons. The annotation marks the transcript as partial.